UUUUACUGGGAAAAUGAACCACCUUUUUUCUUCUUCCUUCAAUUCAAUAAAUUUCUCUUUCAAUUCAAAGUUUAGUCGGAAAAAAAUGAACCAAAUAAUUAAAAAAAACAAACAAAAUCCCCAAUUCCCAACGCUCCCAAAAUCCUCUCCGUAUUCCCCUCUUCAAUCAUUACAAAAUUUUCAAAUUUCCCUAAAUCCACAGCGUCGAUUCCAUUCGAAAACCCCAUUGAAUUGAUCGAUUCGCGAUUCUUCUUUCUCUGAGCUUCUUCCAUGGCGUCGCUUCUCAAAUUCAAGCUCCUUCCGACGCACUGCGGCGUCGCUCAGAGUCCCACUUUAAGCCCUAGAACCAGUCCUCUCGUUCACCUCCGCCGCCGGAAAACCACUCUACGGAUGCUUCUCACUCGGAAUUCCGGCCGUCGGUCUCCUCACCGCCGUGCCUUACCGGAGAAGAAGAGAGACGACCAUAAGGAACUUUCCCGGAGCAACACGUUGAAGGAUUUGUUCGUUUCGUCGCCGCCGUAUGUUGCAACUGACGGCGAUAUUCACGAGACGGCGGUCGCGGCUCCAACCCGGGACGCGACUACGGUUUGUAAGGAGAAGGAGGAUGGCGAAGUUGGAUCAGCCGGUUGGAAUCCCGGUUCACCUAGACCGGGUUGGACCGGUUUCCGGUACAAAUACUUGCUUCGGAAAACUUGGCGGCCCGUACUCGCCGGAAUCCCCGAGUAAUGGAUGAUUAAAAAAAAAAAAAAUCUUUUUAACCCUUUCUAUAAUUAUUUUUAAAAAUAUAUAUAUCUGAUCUAAUAUUUCUCUGUUUUUUAGUAUGGUUUUUUAAUUUUUACUUAAAAUAGGGGUGGGGGAAGGAUUAAGAUCUUAAUCAAGGGGGUUUGGGGAAAUAAUUUUGUUAUAUGGAAAUUCUGAAUAGAUUUCUCAUGAGUGGGAAUGUGCUUAUUUUCUGUCAAAUUUUACUUUUGGAUUAGCUUUAUUAUUUGUUUAAUUUUUCUUUCUUUUGAAUUUUCAAAUCAUAUAUUAAUUAGUCAAAUUAAUUCUAUAAA
Messenger RNA from Benincasa hispida (wax gourd), 1052 nucleotides. RefSeq lists its product as uncharacterized. NCBI's taxonomy places the organism in Eukaryota, Viridiplantae, Streptophyta, Magnoliopsida, Cucurbitales, Cucurbitaceae. The record is from RefSeq and is a predicted model, not a curated record.